GCGAGGCUGUGAUUAAGGAGCGCGCAGGAGGAGUGUCUUCAGGCGCCGCGCGAGCGAUUAUUUUGAACGGGGGUCAACAUGGCGGAGGAGAGCAGCUUAAAGCACCGGCAUCACACCGGACAGAACUGCACCGGCAGCCGCCGUCACGAAGGGGCGGAGCUGACCUCUGACCCGCGGCUGGACGUGUCUGGAGCGCUGCAGAUCGUCCUCUCUGACGAGGAGCAGCACCGGUUCUCUCUGGACGACGAGGCGCUGGAGAGGAUGCUGCUGCAGGAGCGAGUGAAGGAUCUCCACGCCGUGGUGCUGUCUGUAGCUGGAGCCUUCCGCAAGGGCAAGUCCUUCCUGCUGGACUUCCUGCUCAGAUACAUGUACAGCCAGGGGUCAGACGCGUGGCUGGGGGGGGAUGACGAGCCGCUGACCGGCUUCACCUGGCGGGGGGGCUGUGAGCGGGAGACCACCGGGAUCCAGGCCUGGAGUCAUGUGUUCGUGGUGGAGAAACCAGACGGCAGCAGGGUGGCCGUGCUGCUCCUGGACACACAGGGAGUGUUUGACAGUCAGUCCACCAUCAGAGACUGUGCCACACUGUUUGCUCUGAGCACCAUGAUCAGCUCUGUACAGGUCUAUAACCUGUCCCAAAACAUUCAAGAAGACGACCUGCAGCAUCUUCAGCUCUUCACAGAGUACGGCCGACUCGCCAUGGAGGAGAUCUACCUCAAACCCUUCCAGUCGCUGAUGUUUCUCGUUCGAGACUGGAGUUACCCGUACGAACACGCUUUCGGUCUGGACGGAGGAAAUCAGUUCCUGGAGAAGAGGCUGCAGGUCAAACAGAAUCAACAUGAAGAGCUGCAGAACGUCAGGAAGCACAUCAACUCCUGCUUCUCCAAGAUCAGCUGCUUCCUGCUGCCUCACCCUGGGCUCAAGGUGGCCAUCAACCCACACUUCGACGGCCGCUUACAGGACAUCGAUGAUGAGUUCAAGAGGGAGCUGGUGAAUCUGGUGCCGCUGCUCCUGGCUCCUGAGAAUCUGGUGGAGAAGGAGAUCAGCGGCUCUAAAGUCACGUGUGGAGAUCUGCUGCAGUAUUUCAGAGCCUACAUGAAGAUCUAUCAGGGUGAAGAACUGCCACAUCCCAAGUCCAUGUUACAGGCGACGGCUGAAGCUAAUAACCUGGCCGCUGUAGCAGGAGCUAAAGACUUGUACACCAGGAGCAUGGAGCAGGUGUGCGGUGGAGACAGACCCUACAUGUCUCCGGUGGAUCUGGAGCGCAGUCACGAGGAGCUGAAGCAGAGCUGCGUGCGUCAGUUCUGCGGUGUGAAGAAGAUGGGAGGUGAGGAGUUCUGCCGCCGCUAUCAGGAGCAGCUGGAGCAGGAGAUCGACGAGGCCUACGCCAGCUUCCUCAAACACAACCACGGGAAGAACAUGUUCCUCGCCGCACGCACACCCGCCACACUGUUCCUCCUGACGCUGCUGAUGUACGUGUCGUCGGUGCUGACGGGCUUCCUGGGCGUGAGCUCUGUGGCGGUGCUGUGUGACCUGCUGAUGGGUCUGGUGCUGCUCUCGCUCUGCGUCUGGAUCUACGUCAGAUACUCGGGAGAGUUGAGAGAGCUGGGCUGCUUCAUCGACCGGCUGACACUGACCCUGUGGGAGCAGGUGUUCUCCAAACUGUUGGAGGUGGUGUGGAGCAGAGUGACGCGGAGCGCCGUGAAGAGACCGAGACAGAGACUGUCCUCCAACAACAACCUCAAGAAGAGGAACUAGCCUCACGCCACCGCCGAGGAUUCUGGGGCUUCACCGGGUGUCCUCUCUCUCAUCGGUGUUCACGGAGAAGCGUUCGGACGCUCUGAGCGGGUCACCAUCCACUACAGGACCUGUUUGAGAACGCUGAACUGUACCAGUGACACCACCGUCUCUCUGCUGCACAGACGAACUUCCUGUGCUUCACCAUUCCCUCCGUCCGGACUGUGUUUCCAGAACAGACAGCUGCUCACUGACGGGCGUGGUGUGUGUGUGUGUGUACACACACACGCACACAAACAUACUCGUGCAUCACUCUCUCUCUCACACACACGCACACACACACACAUACUCUCACACACUUAGUUUUAUACCAUCUUCAUUCAUGUCUUCUGCCUUGAGCUUCAUCAUUCCAGAAUGUUUAAUUGUUUUUCCACUCAUAAUUAUAUUUAUUUAUUUUUCAAUCUGUUGAUUAAGAUGAAUCGCUGGAUGUUGAUGUGUGAGUUGUUCCUGAAGUGUUCUUCAGAACUGCAUCAUGUCUUUAAUCUCUUGAGAGCUGAACAACAGCAUGAGAUCAGUUUGGACCGAGACGAUAUAAACCCAGGGUUUCUUAGAGUCCUUAUUCACAUUUCACUGGAGUGUUUUACUGAAUGCUUUUAAAUCAGAGCAGAAAGUGUUAAACUCUUAAAGUCAUGGCAUUAAUGUUGCUUGCAGUCCUCAGUAUUUCUCAAAUCCUGCUUUUCCUUCAGGUUUAGCUGAUUUUUCUGAGCCAUGUCUUUUACAAUCAUAAACUCACUUCAUGUGGAUUGACUUCUGAUAUAACCAGACUUCAGAUCUCAUGUUGUUUUCUAUCUCUUCAGGGAUUUUUCUCUUGGUUUCUGCAGGUUUUAUGAAGCUAAAUUAAGACCAUCAGACAGGUGAGAUUGUGUAUGUAUGGUUUUAUAUGAUUUAAUGUAAGGAUAUUCAGUAUAAUAGUUGUAUUAUUCUCCUGACUCUCUGGGUUCAUACAGUAUGAAAUAUUAAUGUCUUCUGUUUGACACAAGACGUUUAUUUUUCAAGUAUUCAGUGCUUUAAGUGUCCCAAAAGAGGUGCCGGUACUCGAUUAUAGCCUUUUUUUUUGAGGACUCCCAUCAUCCCCUGAGGUAACAACAACUAUAUUGAAGGGGUUUUAUAGACAGCAGUCAACAGACGACCUUAAUAAUAAAUCCUUUUAUUAGUUUGUGGAUUUGCUUGCACUAGAAAGAACUACUGAACAUAAAUAAAAUGUGAAAAAGGAUUUUGAAAAAAUACCCUUAGAAAGAGCUACUGCUUUACUGCAUUCAAACUCACGAACUGAUUCAAAUGAUUCGUGAACCCGCUACGAACUCCCGAACUGGUUCAAAUGAUUCACGCUCCAUACUCCGAACUAGGAAGAAUUAGGAAGCGUGCAUUGUGAAGGGCGCUGUGAAAAGCGGCAGCGCAGGCAAAGGAUUAAAUCCUCUAUUAAAACAGAUCCAAAUGAACGUACUGGUGUGAUAAAAACACGUUCUCGGCGCACGGAGAGGUGAGGGUACGCUCAAGAGAUAUAUUUGGAAGUGACGGUACUGAGUACCGCUGUGUACCGGCCACUUAAAGCACUGGAAGUAUUGAAACACAAUCUGUGCAUGUGACACAACGGUGAUGAAACCUUUCUGACACAGAUUCUGCUGCUCUGUUAAUAAUCAUAAUAACCUAGAACAGUGGUUCCCAACCUUUUUCAACUCGCGGCCCACACAACCAAACACAUAUGUUUGCGCGGCCCACUUCAAAAAAAUUAACUGACCCCGCUAUUGUUGGGUUAAUAACUUAGUACUCAGAAGCUAGAUUUUAAACUGUAUUUAUUGAAUAAACAUGGACAAAAAAAAAAAAAAACUAUCGCGAUUUUUUUGAUCAAUUUUGCAAUUGUGACACACACCGAUAUGCUUUUACAGUCAUAAAUGCAUUCAGGAUUAAUUUUAAACAUAUUUCCAAAAGAAAACCAAUCAGAGCUUUAUCAAAAAGUUGUAACAUCUCUAGAACAGACAUAAGUCAAAAUUAUCACUAUAGUGAAGAUGUAAAGAAAUGUAUAGACUUGUGGCAAAAAAAAAAAAAAAAAAAUCCUGUAUACAGGGACUUUUUUUUCUUUUUUGCCAUGCAUUGUUCAUAGAGCUCAUUA
Messenger RNA from Carassius gibelio (silver crucian carp), 3904 nucleotides. Its product is annotated as atlastin-2. The transcript has 13 exons. Gene Ontology annotation, molecular function: GTPase activity; GTP binding. NCBI's taxonomy places the organism in Eukaryota, Metazoa, Chordata, Actinopteri, Cypriniformes, Cyprinidae. The record is from RefSeq and is a predicted model, not a curated record. Gene Ontology annotation, biological process: protein homooligomerization; endoplasmic reticulum organization. The coding region runs from base 79 to 1755 and encodes 558 amino acids.